Messenger RNA from Zygotorulaspora mrakii, 1119 nucleotides. Its product is annotated as isopenicillin N synthase family dioxygenase. The transcript has a single exon. Bases 1 to 1119 code for a protein of 372 amino acids. The record is from RefSeq and is a predicted model, not a curated record. Gene Ontology annotation, molecular function: dioxygenase activity. Lineage: Eukaryota; Fungi; Ascomycota; Saccharomycetes; Saccharomycetales; Saccharomycetaceae.
AUGUCCUUCUCCUCUAUUCCCAUCAUUGAUCUGGAAGAAGCGUUUGACCCAGAAAAAAAACCUCGAUUCCUUGCCAAUCUGCAAUAUGCUCUCAUAAACGUGGGAUUUCUGCUCUUGGUAAAUCAUGAAAAACAUGGUCCUUCCAAACAAGAUUUCUUAGAUAUUAAAGAGCAAGCCAUUGAAUUCUUCGCUCUGGGCGACGAUGUAAAGAAGGGCUGUGAAAUGAUCAAUUCUCCACAUUUUUUGGGCUAUUCUAGACUGGGCAAUGAGAUUACUUCUGGUAAGGCCGACUGGAGAGAACAAAUUGAUCUGGCAACAGAACUUCCAGCACCAAAGGAAGGCGAGCCUCUGUACAAACAGAUCGAGGGUCCUAACUUGUGGCCAGACGAGCAGUACGCACCAAACUUUCGACCUGUGGUAACGGAGUAUAUCAAGAAAAUGACUCAAUUAGGCACAAAAUUUAGGAGACUUGUAUGUGAAGCACUAGAACUCCCCCCAGAGUGUUUCGAGUCUUACUUCAAAGAGAACCAGCAAUGUAAGAUGAAGCUCAUUGCAUAUCCGGACAUCGUUCAUGAAAAAACGCAAGCCUUGAAACAAGACAAAAAGACAAAUUUGGGUCAGGGAGUCGGCCCGCACCGUGAUUCUGACUUUCUGACUUACAUUUUUCAGGCCUCAAACCAUAAUUGCUCGCUUCAGGUACAGAACUUCCAAGGCGAGUGGAUUUCCGUUGACAGCGAUCCUGGAGCUCUUGUUGUGAAUGUAGGUCAAACCUUAGAAGCCAUUACCAAUGGUGUAUGCAAAGCCACGAUCCACCGAGUGGUAAGUCCAAAGUUAGGUUCAGGGACAAGGAUCUCCAUUCCUUUUUUCCAGACUAUAGAUCUGGACUGUCGCAAGACAGGAGCAUCCGGUAUACCAUCUGACAUUUUGAAAAAAAGAGAUGAAAGAGACAGGCGUAUCACGGAUUGGGGAGUUGACGUGGGAUUCCAAUUUACACCAGACGUGAGUAAGCAUCCCGUAGGGUACACUGUUUUCCGGAACAGAAUCAAAUCUCACCAGGAUGUUGCCGCCAAGUGGUACCCGGAAGUGCUUACACAAGUGCUUUGCGAAUAUUCAGCCUAA